UCACCCUCCACACCUUAUGAAUUGAAACAGAAAUCGGAGGCGUAAACUUUCAAUUUAUAAAAACCUCAGCGCUUGUCAACAGAUGCAAGCCCCUCCCUCGCAUAACGGUUCUCAGAAUCCCAUGCCUCCAAGCAAUCCAUUGAGAUUAGUUCAAACCCAAGUCGCUGACAUGUACUUUUCCUCCCUAGUUUUUUGCUCCCAAAUCCCUUCCUAUUAGGUCACAUUUCAACCUCCUCUUAAUCCCAUUCUACAUGUGAUCCUUGAUCCUUCCUCUUUUACUGGUGCAAGGUCCCCUUCUCUUCUCCUUCUUUUCAAACGCCGAAUCACCCUCUCCAUGACUUCCUCUGUUUUGCUUCUAUUGGAAUGAACUCCCGCUCAUGGAUUUAUUCCUUCACUGCCUCCGCCAUAUUUCUGUUGCUAACCCUCUUCUUUCACUCUGACUAUGGCCUUCCCCGCAGGGUUUUUGCACCGAAGGAUGGUUCUUUUUUCUGGUUAUUUUGGGGUCUUCCUCUCCUACCUCUCGCAAGCUCUGUUCUGGGUAUUCGCCAGAAUUUUCAUGAGAUAUUUCGGUCCUGGAGCGAUUAAUUCAGCUCGUUCUGCAACACUCUCCUAUGACUCAAAAUUUUCCGGGCCAGAAUCAGAUGCUGGAGUAGGGUAUUCUUAUUCUUCCAGAGAUAAAGAGUCGAAUUCUGAAAGCUUCGAGGAUGGUACUGAUGCUCUUCCAGAGGGAAGUGAUUUGAUCUAUUCUAAUGAUUCCCGGCCAGAAACAGAGCCCGAAAUAGGGUGUUCUGAAAUUAUGGACGACACCGAAAAUGUCGGUAUUGAAAAAGAGGACACGCCGAAACUGGUUUUCAAGUUCCAAUAUCAGAAUUGGAAACCCAUUGAAGAAUUCAACGAAAGCAACGGUGACAACUUUCAUCUUGUUAACAACCCGGAUGCAGCAUCUUCAAGCGCGAGCAAGUGUGAGUUCAUCUCAGGCAAAAGUGCCCGCCAUUUCUUGGAGGAACCCGAGGUUUCGAUUCUCACUGUCAGGGAAUUAUUUGUUCAAUCGAAUGAUGGGUCCUUGGAAAAUAAAGAAAUCCAGAAUUUUGGGUUCCUUCCUGAGAGUGAAGGACGGGACGUCCUUGAACACAAGGCUGAGAAGCUCAAACCUAGGCCAUAUGUAAAAGCAAUGGAACAGCCUGAAUCUGGGAAAAAUCAAGUGGAGAAUCCACAUAUUUCUGCCAUUGAUGUUUUUUCAAAUUUAGGCCGUGAAUCAAAUUCGAAGAGUUCAAAUAUUAAUUCUUUGAUCGAUAGUCAAUUAUCGGACUCAGACUUGGGAACCACUGUUAAGCUUGACAAGUCAGGAAACCAAGACGAUGAAAAUGCUGGGUUAACAGAAGAAGAUAUGGUCUUAGAGGGGGAUAGUUGGUCAGAUAAUUUAGAUGUCGGGUACGAGCCGGAUGAUUUUGAUGGAGAAGAUAAAGACUUAAUGGAAGAGCUUCAAAAAUUAGAAGAAGAGGCUCAGGAACAGAAGCUGUCAGGUAAUGACAAAGUCAGCUCCAAAGCCGAAGAAUUUGGUGACAAAGAAAAACGGCCCAUUGAUUGUCCGAUGGAUUCUGCCAAACCCAAUUUGCAGAGCUCAAUAGGUUCGGAUCUUGAGGACUCCAACAGGUUUGACACGCUCUGGGAGCAUCAGGAUUUGAUAGAGCAGCUGAAGAUGGAGCUGAAGAAGGUGAAAGCCACGGGCCUUCCGACCAUCCUCGAGGAUUCUGAGUUUCCGAGGAUAGUGGAAGACCUGAAGCCAUGGAAAAUCGAGGAGAAAUUCCAGCCUGGCACUAGUACGACCAACGAGGUUCCCAAAUUCUACAAGAGUUACAGAGAACGCAUGAGAAAAUUCGAUAUCUUGAAUUACCAAAAAAUGUGCGCCAUAGAUUUUUUGCAGUCAAAGGAGCCAAUACAAUCAUUUUCAAGCCGCAUGACAUCUACAGCAACGAUCAUGUCCCAACUUUCACAGAGCUUUCACCUUUCCAGACGCAAAAAAUCUGAGACAGACCCCACGAAGAAGUUCGUCAGAGAGCUGUACAGUGAUCUGGAAACGAUUUAUGUGGGUCAGCUCAGCCUGUCCUGGGAAUUCCUUCAAUGGGAAUACGAGAAGGCCCUGGAGCUAUGGGAUUCUGACCAGUACGGCACACGAAGGUUCAAUGAGGUGGCCGGCGAAUUUCAGCAAUUUCAAGUUUUGCUUCAAAGAUUUAUAGAGAACGAGCCUUUCCAAGGCCCACGAGUUGAGAAUUACGUCAGAAAUCGUCGCGCCAUGAAGAAUCUUCUUCAAGUUCCUGUAAUAAGAGAGGACAACACAAAGGAUAAGAAGAAAACGAGAAAAAGAGAUUCAGAUAACGAUGCCAUCACAAGUGACAUGUUAGUGGAAAUCCUAGAGGAAUCAAUUAGAACGAUUUGGCGUUUCAUUAGGGCGGAUAAAGAUGCAUGUAACCUGACACUCAAAGGUGUAAAAGAGAAUCAGACAGAGCUCCAAGACCCUGCAGAUUCAGAGCUUCUAGCACAAGUCCGAGCAGGGCUUCAGAAGAAGGAGAAGAGGCUGAGAGAGAUAUUGAGGAGCGGAAGCUGCAUAUUGAAGAAAUUCCAAAAGCGGAAAGAGGAAGGGACGGAUCAGUACUUAUACUUCUUCUCCCAAGUGGAUAUGAAAUUAGUGUGGAGAGUGUUGAACAUGUCGAGGAUAACGACGGAUCAACUAGCGUGGUGUAGCAAUAAACUAAACAAGAUUAAUUUUGUACAUCGAACAUUACAUGUAGAACCGACAUUCUUACUUUUCCCAUCUUAACCUUAAUUCCUAGCUUUCUUUAUGAUGCUCCUCCCUCCCAUUUUUUAGAAGCUCCUUCUGGGAAUGCCCACUUUCUCAUCUUCUCCUCGACAAUUAGACUAAGCCAGUACUCUGUACAUUGUGGCCCUGUAGUGACUAAUCACAGAUGUCUUUGGAGCUGAGCAUUUACUCUGUA
Messenger RNA from Prosopis cineraria, 2993 nucleotides. RefSeq lists its product as uncharacterized. Bases 443 to 2818 code for a protein of 791 amino acids. The transcript has 5 exons. Lineage: Eukaryota; Viridiplantae; Streptophyta; Magnoliopsida; Fabales; Fabaceae. The record is from RefSeq and is a predicted model, not a curated record.